This is a messenger RNA of Antechinus flavipes (yellow-footed antechinus), 4805 nucleotides long. RefSeq names its product family with sequence similarity 53 member C (gene FAM53C). The coding region runs from base 646 to 1824 and encodes 392 amino acids. The transcript has 5 exons. Gene Ontology annotation, cellular component: nucleus. Gene Ontology annotation, biological process: protein import into nucleus. Lineage: Eukaryota; Metazoa; Chordata; Mammalia; Dasyuromorphia; Dasyuridae. The record is from RefSeq and is a predicted model, not a curated record.
AAAAAUAAACACUGGGAUGCGAGGCUUGUAAUUUUAGACUUCAGAGUAGGAAAAGGCGGCUCAGGCCGGCCGGAGCAGGAACUGUAAGGAGGGGGCCUGAGUUUGUUUACCUCCGUCUGUUCUCCCCACUGGUCCGUAGUUAGUUCAGCCCAUAGCUGGUCCCUUCCACCUUCCGCAGUUCAGCGGGGGAACUCGGUGGGGAGCAAGACCUCUUUAAGGCUAAGUCUAUCAGAGAGAGCAAGUGAAGUACUUUUUCCAUCACAAACGUUACUGUUUGCCAAUAGUUUCUUGGGAAGUAGAAGAAAACUCCAGGCAUUUUUGCCCUUACACUGGGCUUCGUGGCGGGUUCUGGGAGUGGGCAAGAUACCCCCCCUCUCGGGCAGAGACGCGAUUGGUUCGCUCCGGCGUUAUUUAAGGGCGCCGUGGGGCGAGUGGCGAGCUCAGAGCUGCUCUGGCUGCGGCCCUGGGAAGGGGACCGAGCUGCGAUUUCAGCAGGCAUGAAUCAAGUGGGAAUUCCCGGCAAUGCUAGUAGAACAGUGAUGGAGUGGCAGAAGGGGACUCAGAAGUGAGGCGGUUAAAGGUCAUAAAAGAAGAUACAGGAGACGUUCAACUUCUCCACUCAAGUUCUGCCUCUUGGGGAGAAUCAUGAUAACGUUGAUUACUGAGCAACUACAGAAGCAGAGUUUGGAGGAAUUGAAAUGCACGUGCUUCAGGAUCAGUUUGCCUUUGCCUGAUCAUUCUGAUGUCUCUACCUGUGGGGACCCUUUCCAGCUUGUUUCCGAAGGUGCUUCCUGGAGGGGUCUGCCCCCCUGUCCCUGUGCCGGGCUCAAGGACAACCUUAGUCUCAGCUAUCAUCACUCUAGUCUGAGUUUGCACUUCAAACCUCCAAGCCGGGGAGGCUCUCCACAGGAGAAACCUCUCUGCCAGGGCCUUUCCCCAGAGUCUUCAGGCUCAGAGAAAGUUCCUGUCCCUCCUGCUCCUCCAUCCAAGCGGCAUUGUCGCUCUCUAUCAGUACCUGUGGACUUGUCUCGAUGGCAGCCUGUUUGGCGGCCUGUUCCUUCCAAGUUGUGGACUCCUAUCAAGCGUCAAGGCAGUAAUGGAGGAGUGGGUGGGCCACUGGUACCGCAUCAAAGCUCCCCCAAGCGGGUCUCCAGCCUCAGGUUCCUCCAAGCCCCGAGUGCCUCUCUUCAGUGUGUCAAGGCCAACAACAGAUCCUGCAGCCCACCUUUCUUCAGUUUGGCCCUGACCCAUCAUGAUUCCCCAAGACCCUGUGCUGCAUCCCCUCCCAGUGGAUCAUGGGAGAGUGAUCAUGAGCCCCUAUCCCCUUUUCCUCCACAGCGUCGCUUCUCCUUGUCCCCCAUCCUCAUCCCACAGGCAGGCAGGUUCCUGCCCUCUGCCCGGAGUUCCCCUUCCUCUUCCCCAGAGCUGACCUGGCGACUCCAUGGUCUUCCCCGAAGCCGAUCGCAGCCUUGUGACCUGGAUGCACGAAAGGGUGGGGUCAAACGGCGCCAUGAUGAUGACCCAAGGCGUCUUCGACCCUCUCUGGACUUCGAUAAGAUGAAUCAGAAACCGUAUUCAGGAGGUCUCUGUCUCAUAGAUACAGCCCAGGAAGGCAACAGCAUCUCCCCACCGUGGUUCAUGGCCUGUAGCCCUGCACCCCUCUCUGCCUCGUGCAGCCCCCUUGGUGGCUACUCCCAGGUUCUGAGUGAAAGCGAAGAGGAAGAAGAGGGGACCAGGAGGUGGGACCGAUCCCUUUUUACCAAGCGGACACUCUGCCAGCAGGACUUUGGGGACCUGGACUUGAAUCUGAUUGAGGAAAACUAGAGCUGAGAAGCUGCUUCUUGGGGGGAAAGCAAACUUCAUGUCUACUAACAAGUGAUGAGGCCUCCAGGCCAGAGACUAAACCUGGGAACUGGGGUGAGUUGAGGGCUCCAGUUCUGGGCAGCUGGGAAACAGCACGCACCAUGAAGCUCCACAGUGCAGACCCAACAGCUCAAUAUGAGGAGCUGAGGAGCUGAUUUUGGUUGUAGGAGAGCAAAGGGGUCAGAUGGUACAGAGUUCAACUUCUGUUGAAAGUCUUUAGCUAAAAUCUGAGAAGAGCUACUGUGUGUGUUAUCAAAAGAACAGUGGGAUGAAGUCUAGAGGAGGGCUUUGUGGUCCCAUGUUUCUGUAUAGGAAUGUUCACAAACUUCUUUGACUUGAGGGAUCUGUCAGGUCUUAGAAUUUGGCCAAGAUGACAGAUGAUCUGUGUGUGUGGGUGUGUGUGUGGGGAUAUGACAGGUGUUUGUGUGAGCAGUCCCAGGGAAAAUGUGGCUAGCCCAACUUGGAGUGUCAAGUGGUUUCAAGUGGUAUAUAAGAUCCCAAGUUAUAAUGAAAAAUUAGGGGGAAAAUCUCUAAAUGGGAGAAAUGAGGACCCUGACCAGGGUACCCUCCUUCCAAUUCUAUUCUUUCCUAACUGGUCAUGUGCUGGUAUAUGGUCAACUGUCCCUCUGGUUCACUAUGUUUCUAUUUUGGGUGGAAGCUUUUUCUUUGGAGGGGGGGCUGUCCAAAGUUGGGGACUCACAGAGAUGUCUCCUGUGGGACAUCUGGAUUGUCCUUAAAACGUGCUAUUAUCCUCCCAACUCUGGAAUAGUACCAGCUGUUGGGGGUAAGUAUAUCCUGUUUGGUCAAAGCCAAUCUUUUGAUUCCAAUCAGAAGGGUCUUAAUAUUCUGCUCCCCAGCCCAUCUUUGUAUACACAACUGGUAAAUGUGGGGGAGGGAUGUUGAAGAGGAACAGUGGCUAUGAUAACCCUGCAUGUUCAUUUCUCCCCUUAUCCCUACUUAGAGAAAGGUGUCUGUCAUAGAUACUUUUUCUCUCUGACCUUCCCCCAUCCUCCACCCUAUCCCUGUCGUUAGUCUGGGAGAGGGAAGCUUGGGAAGGCACCCCUUCCUGUUCCAGAUCAGAUUCACCGGUCUCCAUCUUCACCAAGAACUGAUGAGCACAGCAGCAGGAGGAGUGACAGCAGGUCCCAGCUGGCUUGGGUGAGCUCACCACAUCACAAACAUGUGAAAGCAAAUGGGGAGGACAAAGUGGGAGGUUAUGGGUGGGAGAAAUCACUCUUAGACUCAAGCCUAGCCUGGCCCAAUUGCUAAGUUUGACUCCUAGAAAGAAUUGGUAUUAUGUUGGAUUUUAUUAAAUUCCAUUGAGGAAAUGUUACUGUUUCUAAUUGGCCCUGGGAUAUAGUAGGGAGGUUGGGACUCACUGAGAAAAUUAAUUGGCUUGAUAUUUUGUAGCAAAACCUGUGAAAAACAGUUGGGAUUUUUUUUGUUUGUUUGUUUUGUAUUAUUUCUAUCCAGUGACCUGAGCCAGAGCAUCAGGCCCUGUUGGUAGUGGUGAGACUUUAAGGGCUAUGCUGGUGACAGUGGGUAUCACCUUUCUCUGCUGCUGUACCUGCUACCACAGUUGCUAAGUAGGUAGUUUAUCCAGUAUUUGGCUGGACCUAACAUAGAACCCUGCCUUUCCUAUUAUAGGUAUGGGGGGAAUGUCUGUUGCCUCUUUCAGUUACUAGGAUGUCCUAGGGGGUUUUUCUGGGUCCUCAAUUCUGGAGGCUUUGUAUGCUGUUUUUUCUGCUUCUCACAUUCCCAUAAUAGUUACACCAAUGAAAGAUGCUGACUCUUGGGAUCUAAGGGAUCCUAUAGUAGGUGCUAAAAGGGCCUUGCUGAACUGGGCAUGACUACUGAGGUUCCUUCCCUUCUGUCUCUUCCCCAUCCAUACCAAUUUCAUCUACACCUGACGUUUUCUACUUUCUUGAAUGUAUCCUGGCUGUAGAUGGAGGUGUAAACCUGAUAAAAGACUGGGAAAUACAAUACUGGAGAUUGUCAGUCCUUUGUUUCUUUCUUUCCUGCUUUUGUUUCUUCCUGCUUUUUUCCUUCAGGUCAAAAUUUCUUCUAGCCCAGGCUUCUACUGUUUUCAGUAUCAUAUCCCUAUCUCACUACCUAGGGAGUGCUUUUCUUCUAUUGGUGACUGUCUGCUUAAUCUUCUGGUGUCUUUUUUUGAAGGGAGAUACCAACUAGUGAAGGAGAAGGGCUGAAUUCAAUAAUUUGCAGCCUUGAUCUGGCUCUCCUAUUGCCUUAGGGGGUAUAUUCAACUGAGGGAAAAGCCUAUAGGAGUUUUAAAAUUGAAGAGCUUGAAUGUGUUUAUAUGAAAUCUACUGGAACCACUUGCCCCAGGACGAGUCUUUUAAAGAAUAGGUGGAUUUUACUUUAUUGAAUAUAUUCCUGAAAAAUUUGUGUAACCUGGAUCCAAAUGUUUUAAAUAUACUAAAGGAAGUUUAUAAUUUUAAAGCAUCCUGAAAGCCAACUUUUGUCCCCAAAAAACAAAACUCCCAUCCAGUUAAUCUUAUUUUGUAAAAUCUAGGUUUUUCACAUAUUGGGUUUGCCUAACAUAGGGGUACCCUUGUGCCAGAUUUAUAAUGGGUGUUGCUGGGUGGAAGUCUCCAUCUGUGAUGUGUUGGGUUGUUUGGCUGACCCAUGGGUGAGUAUUUCUGUGUGUGACUGAAGCUGCUGUAAGACUGGUGCUUUCAUCCUCCUCAAUCCUCCUGUCCCCUGGUAACUGCCCAGCAGCAACUCCUGCUGCCAUGUACACUUCCACCUGCUGCCAAAGUCCCUGUGCUAAUGGGAUUAAAACCCACACAACAAAAGAAAAUUUUGGUAACUUUGUUUUAUAUUAAAAGAAAAAAGUCUGUGUGUAUUAAACAUGAGGUCCUGCCUCUGUGGCUGUGUUUGAAAAAAAAUAAAGUUUUAUUAGAAUAAGUUUUUCCCAAGCA